Molecule: messenger RNA, 772 nt
Organism: Styela clava
Lineage: Eukaryota; Metazoa; Chordata; Ascidiacea; Stolidobranchia; Styelidae
Source: RefSeq, a predicted model, not a curated record
ACGGUACUACCGAUGGAAGUUGCCCAAACGGAAACAAAUAUUAGGAUGCAAAAAGUGAAAUCGGGAUUAAGUGAUUUGCGGCAAAAUCUGGAAAAUGCCGUCAAAGAAAUGGAAUCUACAACAGAAAGAAAGGAAAACAAAUUCAUGGAUGAUAUUCUUCAACUGAAUACAAGCAUUGCAUUACUGAAGAGUCAACUAGAGGCGAAAAUAUUUACAAUUCAGCAAAAUGUCAACACUAUCGAUUCCAAACUAGCUGAUGCUAUAGAAACCGCCCGAGUAAUAAAAGAGAAGCAAAGAGCUCAAGCAUCAGAAGUUGGAUGGUAUAUUGCAGCAAACAAUAAGAUGUACAGGCUCCUGUACACUCAAGUACAAUAUCAAGACGCGGUAAAGAAAUGUGAGAGCUUGGGUGCCAUAACCGCAUCUGCGGGAUUGAGAGAUGCAGGAAUACGAAAUGAAAUAACAUUAAAAUUAUUACAAGGAAGCAACAAUCACGUGUGGGCAGGCUUGACAGACAUUGCAAAGGAAGGCCACUGGGUAUGGGCCGAUGGAACGCCAUCAACUCGUUCUAAUACCAAUUGGAUAGGCAGGGAACCAAACAACUAUCAUGGCGUGGAGGAUUGUGCGGCGAUGGAUAGAGCGCGGGGGUGGCAAAUUAAUGACGUUCCAUGUUACCAUCGAUGGUACGUGCUUUGCGAAAAAGCGAGGUUAUAAAAUUGGAUAUAUAUUGGAGAUCAUUUAGUUCAGGCGUGCCACACUCCGCGCGUUGUAAGAC